UGGAAUGACGCUAAUUAGGACGGAUCCAGUGGUCAAUGAGGGUGAAGUAUCUGACUCUAAAUCCGCCACCCUGCGCGGAUCUUCAAAUGGUAUCGCGUCUGGUAUUGGUUCUAAUCUAAAUCCUGCCGACCCUGGCUUCCCAAAUCGCAACAAUGGAUCACCAUCUUUGGAAACCUCGCAUUCAGAUUCAAACAAUCAGUUGGCAAUGAAGGCGGUAGUAGUCGCAGGUCAUUCUUCGAAAUGUGUGCCCAACAUCGCCGUCGCCAUUCCAAAGUCCAACGCUGUAGCUGCUUCAGAUACAGAGCCUAGAGAUCCUCCUUCAAGAGCACUUUUUUCCCUUAAUUCUGGGCCUUCUCCAAAAGUGACUGCCAUUAAUAUGAGCGGGCGAUUUCGCCCCACUGUCGUAGAUUCAACUGUUUCGGCGUUGGCUACUACAUGCAAUCCGAACGACUCGGCCACCUCUAGGAUAACCAAUCUUCCCUCCACUCAGACAUCUAGUACUCUCGGGGAUAGUGGAGUACGAGCAACUGCCCGAUCCGCAUCGGUCUCACGCCCUGCCUGGAAGGCUCAGCCCCAUAUUGGAAAAUACAAAUUAAUCCGCACUCUAGGCAGGGGUAACUUUGCCAAGGUCAAAUUGGCACAACAUGUGACUACCGGUCGCGAGGUAGACUUUUCACUAUUAUCUAAUUUGUACAAUCUAAUUUUGCAUUUAUAUUUAUUCUCACUGCAGGUUGGAUUUGGUUUUUAA
Messenger RNA from Protopolystoma xenopodis, 748 nucleotides. Lineage: Eukaryota; Metazoa; Platyhelminthes; Monogenea; Polystomatidea; Polystomatidae. The record is from the annotation of a GenBank genome assembly.